Molecule: messenger RNA, 1230 nt
Organism: Helianthus annuus (common sunflower)
Lineage: Eukaryota; Viridiplantae; Streptophyta; Magnoliopsida; Asterales; Asteraceae
Exons: 1
Coding region: 1-1230 (409 amino acids)
Source: RefSeq, a predicted model, not a curated record
AUGGCUGAAAAUUCCAAGUUCAUCAAAGAGAUUGCAACAGCCGAUAUUGACAAGACAAAACUGCCACACAACGUUGGCAAAUACAACGGCUUAACAGAUCCUGAUGACCACCUCCAAGUCUUCAAUGGCGCAGGAGUAACAGGAGGCUGGAACUUACCAACUUGGUGUCAUCUUUUUGCACAAACCUUCGUCGGCGCAGCACGCGUCUGGUUUGAUAGCCUACCAGCAGGAAGAAUCAAGUCAUGGAUCGACUUUCGGGACAAGUUCCUCGCACAUUUCUCUCAACAGCGCAAGCACACUAGAGAUCCAGCUGAUUGUUUGAAUAUAUGGAGAAAAGAUCAUGAAAGCGUAGAAGAUUUCAUCACCAGAUACAACAAAGAAUGUCUGGAAAUCGGAGAUGUAGGCGAAAAGAUGAUGCGCGCGCACUUCAUGAGGGCUGUGAAGUGUGACGACCUGAUCAAACGAUUGAAAGGAAGGGACAGAGGCCCCAAAGAUUGGGAAACAUUCAUUGAGGCAGCAAAAACAAUUACGCGCACUGAAAAGCAAUUGACCGGCGAUGACUACCGUCAAUAUAACCACAAUGAUUGGCGCAACAAGAAAGACAAAGGCCAAUCAUGGAAAACCUCCGGUUACAGGGAAAGAAGCCCAGUAAGAGAAGACGCGCGCAACACGAUCAAUCAGAUCACUCAUCGCAAAGAGGUAAAGAGAGAAAAUAGAGAAAAACAAUGGACACCCCUAAGAAAGACACCUUCUGAAGUCCUGUCAACUGAAAAUCAACAGUUCAAACCACCUCUGCAAAUGCGCAACAAAAGAGGCCAAGACCCAAAUCUUUUCUGUGAAUUCCAUAAAGAUACUGGUCAUUUAACCGACGACUGCUUUAGCCUAAAGCAGGAGAAAGAAAGAGCCCUGAGAGAUGGAAGGAUCACUCAUCUGGUGAAAGGUGGGAAGCGCGAUAACUGUCAAAUUCACAGAAGAGAGGAAGGCCCAGACAACAAGAAGCUUCGAAAGUUAGAAACUCACAUGGUUCAAGGGGGACCACGGUGGCCUAGAAAGAAUUACAACAAGCGCACACAAGAUGAUUCAUGGCGCGAAAGACAAGUUGUCUUCCCCAUAGUAAGAGGAGGUCCAAGAGAAAGAAGACCCAUAGUCAUAUCUGGGGUAAUCGGUCAUUACCAAACCGACUACAUUUUCAUUGAUCCAGGGAGCACCGCGGAUAUCAUAUACGAAUAA